UUGUCUCGUAUGUUGUUAAAUCGAUGGUUUCUAUCAGUGAUGUGAUUCGUCCAUUCAGCUAUAUACGGCAGAAGGAGAGUUAUGUGAUUUUUAUACAAUUGGAAAACGUCUCAUUUCAACUUAAGCCUGCUAGAUUAAGAAUUGAAUAUGGAAAUCAUUUCGGAUCGUCACCUUUUCAACAUAAAUGUGUUUGAAUUUUGAGAUUUGGCAUUUUAAAAUAAGUGAGUAUAGGAUUCUUUUUGGUGGCUAGAUGUUGGAAUGAAUUGUUAAAAGUAAAAUGAACACAAAGGAUUAUGAAGAUAUUUUAAUGAAGUAUGAGUCGUUUCGAGUUAAAAAGUUUAUUUCGGUGUACAUUUCACCUGUCAUUCUUAUUGUCGGAACUACCGGAAAUAUCAUUUCUUUCUUCAUUUUACGGAGGAAUAUGUUUCGGAUAUCUACCUAUUUUUACCUAGCUAUUCUCGCUAUUGCGGAUCUAGUCGUGUUACAAUUCGGACUUCUUCGGGAAUGGAUAGGAGAAUUAUCCGGAUACGAUAUCCGAAAUGCCAGCAAUUUAUCCUGUAAGUUGUUUGUUUCUUUAACAUACUUAGGGAGUGAUUUCUCAGUAUGGUUAAUAGUAGCGGUAACAACUGAACGUUUCAUUGCCGUGUGUUUUCCCCUCAAAGCAAGUGUGUUAUGUAGUGUUAACAAAGCUCGGAGCGUCACCCUUUCUUUGCUCUGCGUGGCCUUUUGCCUCAAUGUCCACUUUCUGUGGACAACUGAGCUUUCUGAGGUGCAUCUAAACACUAGCGAUGUUGCAAAGUGUACCGCUGGUCCCGAGUUCGACUUUCUUCUGACGGAUGUUUGGCCUUUAGUAGACGCCUUUACUUAUUCAUUCAUUCCGACUUUUAUUUGCUCGGUUUUAAACACAUUGAUAAUCCGACGUGUGAUAAUUGCCCGGAAGUACAGAGGUCGGUUACAGAAGUGCCAUACGGGAAGAAACCAUUUGCUCAAGAAAUCGUUGCCAUCUGAGAGCACCAUAAAACUAACUAAGAUGCUUUUAGCAGUGUCCUUAACUUUCAUAUUAACAACUCUCCCCAAUAGUAUUUACAUCGUUGUUCAGAAUUACUGGAAUUUCGAUCACGGCGAAAAUCUCCUUUUGGAAAUUUCAAACUUUGCUUUAGCCAGAACUGUGACCGAUCACCUUAUGUUUAUCAAUCAUUCCGUGAAUUUCUUUCUUUACUGUGCUACAGGAAAAAAAUUUCGCAAAAGUAUGGAUCGGGCUCUUUGUAAAUUCCGACAACCAUCGAACCGUUCGUGCUCAGAUAGCAACAUUCCCCAUUUGAUGAGUAGGGUGAGUUAUACAACAGGUAGACUAAGUGUUAAUUUAGUCGUGUUCGACUCCAAACUUUUGAACAGGAGGACCACAAGAUUUUAAUUUUGAAUUCAGUUUAUAAGUGUAUAUUCACUUACAGUGAAGUUUUUUUUACGGGGCGAUAUUUUGCAUUGUAUAUCUGUGUGGUGAACAUUUAAAUGAUCGAAAGAGUGAAAGCAGGAAUGGAGCACCUCCAAGUUUUGAUGUCCUCUCUAUCGAAAAAAAACAACAAUAGAAUUAAGUCAAUUACUAUUAAUUUUAACGCUUAAAUGCAGUUUCCCAAAAGGCGCUAAAAUUUGUUGCGCGCGAUACUUUUUCUUUUUACUGUAAUUUUUUUCUAAGCGUUGUUUAUGAUCAGUUUGUUUAAGCGUCACUUGAUUUUUUAGGUCAAAGAUUCGAUACAAAUCAGAAUUUUGAUAUUAUUAUCUUGGAAAAAUUCAACAACGGUUUUUAAUAUUUUGAAUAUGGUGUUCCUUUAGCCAUAUCAGUAUAUCAAAGAGCCCCACACCACCUUAAAAAUUGUACAUUCCUUUAGAUUUUUUUUAACAUUCAUUGCUCUUUUUUUACAUUGCCUAACUUGAUGGGUUUUUUUUAAGAAACAAUUAUUCGGUAAAGUUUGGAUAAUGAAGGUUUUACUCUACUUGUUACGUGUUUUCACA
Molecule: messenger RNA, 2010 nt
Organism: Magallana angulata
Lineage: Eukaryota; Metazoa; Mollusca; Bivalvia; Ostreida; Ostreidae
Product: probable G-protein coupled receptor 139
Exons: 1
Coding region: 278-1414 (378 amino acids)
Biological process (GO): G protein-coupled receptor signaling pathway
Cellular component (GO): plasma membrane
Molecular function (GO): G protein-coupled receptor activity
Source: RefSeq, a predicted model, not a curated record